Messenger RNA from Cephus cinctus (wheat stem sawfly), 1187 nucleotides. RefSeq names its product pyrroline-5-carboxylate reductase. The transcript is spliced from 6 exons. Gene Ontology annotation, biological process: L-proline biosynthetic process. Lineage: Eukaryota; Metazoa; Arthropoda; Insecta; Hymenoptera; Cephidae. The coding region runs from base 285 to 1115 and encodes 276 amino acids. The record is from RefSeq and is a predicted model, not a curated record. Gene Ontology annotation, molecular function: pyrroline-5-carboxylate reductase activity.
CAAUCAUUUUCAAUAAUGUUCAUGUCAACAUAAUUUACGGGGGUUACAUAAAGUGUCUAAUAGAGAUUAAGGUGCAACCAAGCAUUAUAUUAGCUUGAGAUAUGAUAUCUUUAUCUUAAAUAAUCCCAGUAUGGACCGUAAUAUUAUCUUUCUUUCUCAACUUAUUGUUAUGUGUAACAAUUUACAUAAGCAGUGCUUGUUCUGAGUGAAUCGUUUUUGCUUCACAGUGUGUAAUUAUAAAAUAACUUAUUUAUCCUUUUUAGAUAUAAUACUAAUUCAUCGAUAUGAAGCAAAAGUUACAGCAAACUUCUAUCGGUUUUAUUGGAGGUGGAAAUAUGGCAAGCGCCAUAGGUGCUGGUUUACUAAAGAAAGGUAUUCUCAAACCUGAUAAUGUAUGGGUAUCAGCUAAAACAGAUAGAAGUUUUUCAUUUUGGAAUGAUUUGGGUGUACAUGCAACAUUGAGGAAUGGUGAAGUCGUAGAGAAUUGUGAUAUCAUAUUUCUGUCAAUAAAACCUCACAUGUUGGAUGAUGCUUUGACAGGUAUCAAAGAUACUCUUACUACAAUAGUUCCAAGCAAGUUAUAUAUAUCUGUACUGGUUGGGGUUACUUUAGAUAUUCUUAUGUCUAAACUUAGUAACAUUGUUGAAAAGCCUAGAGUCGUUAGAUCAAUGCCAAAUACACCAAUGAUGGUUGGCGAAGGUAUUACAGUAUAUUGUUCUAAGAAUAUAACGCAGCUUGAUGAAGCUUUGGUGAAUGCACUAUUCUCAUAUAUUGGCAUGACCCAAUCUGUACCAGAAUUUCUUAUGAAUGCUGUUGGUGGUCUAUCAGGGUCUGGCCCUGCUUAUGCAUAUUUGAUGAUAGAAGGAUUAGCUGAUGGCGCUGUAAGAAUGGGUGUACCGCGUCCAAUGGCAACCAAAUUUGCAGCACAAGUAUUAGUAGGUGCUGGAAAAAUGGUUCUAGAAACAGGCCGUCACCCAGGUCAAUUGAAAGACGAAGUUUGUUCCCCUGCUGGUACGACAAUAACUGGAGUUCACGAACUGGAGCGUGGAUCAAUUAGAGGUUCACUAAUGAAUGCAGUGGAAGCAGCAGUAAAAAGAUCUCAUGAAAUGAAUUAAGUACACAGUAGAAUAACGGUAGAAUAUGUAUCAAAAUAUUGAAAAUAAAUCAUUGUCCUAUUCCAAACUAAA